This is a messenger RNA of Adelges cooleyi (spruce gall adelgid), 1587 nucleotides long. RefSeq lists its product as uncharacterized. The transcript has 2 exons. The coding region runs from base 146 to 1567 and encodes 473 amino acids. Gene Ontology annotation, molecular function: structural molecule activity. NCBI's taxonomy places the organism in Eukaryota, Metazoa, Arthropoda, Insecta, Hemiptera, Adelgidae. The record is from RefSeq and is a predicted model, not a curated record.
UUCAGUGGAUACCGACAACGCCGAGCGCGACAACUCGUACACGGACAGUGACGUAUUUUCAGAACCCGACGUUCUCCACGCUGAAGACGUUCUUCGCGCUGAUCCGGAUUUUGCUAAUAUCCGUCCGGUUUCUGCUAAUAACCAUAUGGAGACUGAUGUUCCGACGGGUACCAAACGGGGAUCGACGAGCGAACCUGCAGACAGCUCUAGCGGAAGUGCCAAGAAGGCAAAGGUCAAUGGGAUGGAAUUACCUGGGACGGGUGGCGGUAGUAGUAGUGACCCAGACACUGGCAAUCCUAGCACUGAAAAUUGUGUCAUACCUAGGCCACUCAACAACUUGGGAGGACAUAAGCUCGUAUUUCGGAAACAUCACAGCCUAUUGUCCUACGGAUUGGCAUGGAAAAUUAGCCGACUUUCUCCAACUGGUACUACAUAUCUUACAACAACCUCUUUAAUGGCAAUACCCGUGGAAUUGCCUUUUUUGUAUUUGUCUCCCGCGGAAUGGCAUUGGUUACAAGACAUAAGAGGACUUCAAGUCGAUAACGUACGGGUGAAAAUAAUUAUGAGAAAUCCGCGUACCGCUUUUGAAACAAACGCAACGUCCACGACAUUGGCGACAUUGAAUCAAAAUAAAUAUUUGGGGGUUGCCAAAGGAUUGAAUCUGAGCACUAGAGGAAUCGACAGAGCUAUGAAAUUCGGGUCGGGCACGGACGCCAUGGUCAAUCAAGGUACAGAAGAAUACGAUAUCACCCACAUGAAUAAAUUUAUUGAAGCCGCCUACGGUACAAUCGACAAUAGGCCAGACGUCGAACACAAAGGUUUUCAAAGAUUACCGUGUUCGUUUCUUUAUUUGCCGUUUAUAAACAAUAGAUAUUAUUGUUCCGUCGCGACGCAUAAUGACGUAAAUAAGGAUAUCGGAUGGCCCGAUUUGACACAAUACAUAACCAAAGCGGACGCCUCGUUCACAACUAGGCGUGUUAUCGCUGAAUAUUCUUAUUCACCUAAAAUUGGCCUCUUAACACAACCGUUUCAGAUGCGCUUAAAUGGAUAUUACGGCGAAGACGCCACCGCUUUAAAACGGGUUCAAGACAACGCUAUCGAUUCGGAUGUAGCGACGGGAGAAGCUUCCAGCAUAUUCAUGCCCACUAUCGAUAUAGAAUCGGACGAAUGGAAAGCGUUGACAAAAAGAACCGGUUCCGCUUAUACCACGCCGAUUGAAAAAUCUCAAUACAUAAAACGAGGAAUGUUUGACACCGGCGACACGAGUUUACAACCGUCGAUGCACGUUGGCGUUUUUCCCGUGCCAAGGCUUACAACAUCCGACUUAAAAACAAGGCCUGAAAAGUUUACAGACGUAGAAGUACAGUGGGAUGUCGAAACCGAAAUGCACUUAUCAUAUAAUUAUGGUACUAUGAACCUAACCCAUUACGAUAAACCGUAUUUGGAACCCAUGGAAUCCGGGCACUACGUGACUAAACUCAAAUCUACGGACGCCAACACAUAUUUUCAAACACAGUAUUCCACCGUCAACGGCGAAUUUAUCGCCAGAGUCAACCAACAAGCAUAGCAAUCAAUUUCACUCGAAAG